CCCUAUUCGUCGCUCGCCUAUUCAUCGGGCCGCCGCUGUGCCAAGCUGCCGCCACUCUAUUCGUCGCUCGCCUAUUCAUCGGGCCGCCGCUGUGCCAAGCUGCCACCACGGCUACCCGUUUAUUAACAUUUCGACUGAACUUUGUGAUUUAGUGUUCUUCGUAAAAAGUUCUGAACGUGAUUUUAUUGUGUUUAGUGUAGUGUUUAGUGUUAUUUAAGGAAAUAAAUUUAUAACGUUUUAAGAAAAUAUUUUUGCUUCGCUCUCUCUCUCUCUUUAUGUCCUAACAAAUAAAUUUUUGUGACGACUCUGGCCCCCGCUGAACCUACCCCAGCUUCAAAGUGAAAACGCGUCGUCACAAUGGCGCCCGAGCAGGGACUAUAAAAGAGAGAAAGAAUAAAUAAAUGAGUGAACAAUAAUUAGACAAAUACAGAUGAAAACCCAGUGAAAAAAAAAAAACAGUUAAAAAAAAAAAAAAAAAAAAAAAAUGUCAAACGAAAAGACAAUGUUGAAGGUCUCCUGGGCCUAUAUGCUAAAGCAAGAAGACUUGGUAACAUAUCUUACUGAAUUCAAUCUUGAUCCAGUUGGAAAAGUGGACGAUCUCCGAAAAAGAUGGGCUAAAUUUCUCCACAACGACCAUGAAGCCGAUGUAUACAGACGGCUUAUAGAGUUGCAGAACAAACAUGAAAGUACCAGUCCGACCAAAUCGCCGACAUUGCGAGCCGUCACAAAACAACCCCUUAUAACCGUAACACCGUGUGGAGCAGAAGCAAUAGUAUUAUCCCCAAUAAAAACAGAGUACGCCCUUCCCCACAUUUCCGCGGAAAGGUCACAUGGAGAGUCAAGCACAGGGGUAACAAACGAUCAAAAAGUACAGAAGAUGUCGCCAACAAACCCCGAAUAUGGAUUUCAAAAAGAUUCUCCGCCCAAGCCAUCCAAUAAUUCGUCGUUACUCGUAAUUCUCGACCAAAUCCGAAAAUGGAAUAUUACUUUUGAAAAUGGUAUGGACCCUAUUGGAUUCGUAGAACGUGUAGAAGAAAUGGCUGAAAUGUACAUCGUGGAAUUGAAUCAAAUAAUUAAAGUAAUGCCAGAGUUGUUACGAGGUAAAGCUUUAAUCUGGCUAAGGAACAACAACCGACACUGGACUACCUGGAACGAAUUUAAGAGUGAUUUUCUGAAAUUCUUUUUGCCACCGAGAUACUUUGAGAAAUUGGAGGAUGAAAUUAGGAGAAGGAUACAGCGUAAUAAGGAGCCGUUUAAGGAAUAUGUACUCUCUAUACAGCAUCUUAUGCAGCACACCAAUAUGACCGAAGAACAAAAAUUGGAACGAAUUUUUAGAAACGCGCAUUCGGAUUAUCAAUGGUACAUUCGCCGUAAAGACUUUACCACACUUUCGGAAUUGAUCUCCUUGGCAGACGAACUCGAAAGCAUACCAAAUAAUUCUCGGUCAGAACAGCCUCGAAAUCAACAAAACUAUAAUCGACGUGCGGACAACUCUAGAAAUAACCUGUAUUGCACCAAUCAAGGUGACCAAGUGCUAAACGAAAGCUCAUCCAAUCCAGAAACGCAGCAGGAUGAACCCCCGGCAAAGAAGAGUAACCAGAAUAUUACAUCAUUGCAAUGUGAAGAAUAUCGCCUUACUGCAACUGUCUUAAUAGAGGGGAAAGCUAUUAAAGCAACUGUCGACACUGGUGCCACUAGCUGUUUUAUAAAAAGAGAAUUUGCGGAAAAAAUCAAGAAAAGGUUUACUUAUUCACGGCAUGAGGCAAAUGUUAUCCUCGCAGACGGCACCACGGUGAACAUCACAAGAUCAACAGUGUUACCUGUUACAUUUGGAAACCAAAGCUCAGAUGUUACAUUUCUCAUCAUGCCGCAAUUCAAGGAAAACAUCAUAUUGGGAUUGGAAUUUCUAAAACAGUUCCACACGACCAUUCACUGCGCCGGUAUAAGUGUCAAAUUAAGUAAGCCAACCACAUCAACGGAGCAUUGUACCGUGGCUAUAGGAGAGGAAACCCCAUCAAAAGAGACAUUAAAUUGACAAUACCCAAACUAAUCAGUGUCCUAAUAUAAGCCCAUACUUCAAAGACCAUCGCAAUUCUCAAAAUUUCAACAUCACGAUGGAGCAAGAUAGCCCCAACACGAAAAAAUUCAAACGGGCGAAGGAGAAAUUUCGAGCUCAUCUGGAACAAGUCGAGGCUCAAAGGCGAAGGACAAUAUUUUUAGACGAAGGUCCUAGUACCAGCCGAAAGAGGAGAACAAAUCAAUACCGUAAGCCCAAAACAAGAUGGCAAGCAGUACCGCAUAAUAAUAUCAGCAGACGGGGUAGUGAAGGUAUCUCUCCGAACUUCUGCAAUUGGUCUCUAACAUACCUUCCUAUUCGACCGAGAUAUAGUCGAACAAAAGUGCCCAUGUCGGAGAAAUAAAAGGUUACAUAACACCCUAGGGCUUCCUGGCUAUUGAAACCCAAUAGCAAUAGAGAAAGCAAAUCAAGGAAUCAAAAAUCAGAGGGAGGAAGAGAUGCCAUGUAACGCCCAAAAGUCAUGCUUUCGUUUUUGGGGUACAUUAUUAUUUUAAAUACCAUUUUUACUUACGUCCCCUAGUAGAAAGAAGUAUACUUAAAAUACAACAUUGGAACCCCUGGUGGCAAAUGGCGGAACUACGCAAAACUGUCAGAUUGGGAUCAGCUGCUGUCAUGAGAAAACAACAAUCGUUGUCCAGCCAAAAAGGUAUAAAAGGAGACGCAUUUCACACAAUCGGGAUCAGUCUUCUGUUGAUGGCUGGUAAGUCAAGUGUGAUUGGGAGGAAGAAAAGGCGCGCAACCUCGGUUGAAUUGAGUCUUAGUAAGCCAAACAAUAAGCCUUGACUAUUUGUGGAGACUGGACUGGACUGAUCGCAGGGUCAAGUGAGGGUUGUAGCAAUACUCCCUAUUCUUCGGGCUGCGUUGACGGCGACUGAACGCAGGGUCAAGUGAGGGUUGUAGCAAUACUCCCUAUUCUUCGGGCUGCGUUGACGGCGACUGAACGCAGGGUCAAGUGAGGGUUGUAGCAAUACUCCCUAUUCUUCGGGCUGCGUUGACGGCGACUGAACGCAGGGUCAAGUGAGGGUUGUAGCAAUACUCCCUAUUCUUCGGGCUGCGUUGACGGCGACUGAACGCAGGGUCAAGUGAGGGUUGUAGCAAUACUCCCUAUUCUUCGGGCUGCGUUGACGGCGACUGAACGCAGGGUCAAGUGAGGGUUGUAGCAAUACUCCCUAUUCUUCGGGCUGCGUUGACGGCGACUGAACGCAGGGUCAAGUGAGGGUUGUAGCAAUACUCCCUAUUCUUCGGGCUGCGUUGACGGCGACUGAACGCAGGGUCAAGUGAGGGUUGUAGCAAUACUCCCUAUUCUUCGGGCUGCGUUGACGGCGACUGAACGCAGGGUCAAGUGAGGGUUGUAGCAAUACUCCCUAUUCUUCGGGCUGCGUUGACGGCGACUGAACGCAGGGUCAAGUGAGGGUUGUAGCAAUACUCCCUAUUCUUCGGGCUGCGUUGACGGCGACUGAACGCAGGGUCAAGUGAGGGUUGUAGCAAUACUCCCUAUUCUUCGGGCUGCGUUGACGGCGACUGAACGCAGGGUCAAGUGAGGGCUGU
Musca domestica (house fly) is the source of this 3625-nucleotide messenger RNA. RefSeq lists its product as uncharacterized. Bases 485 to 2035 code for a protein of 516 amino acids. The transcript is spliced from 2 exons. Gene Ontology annotation, biological process: proteolysis. Lineage: Eukaryota; Metazoa; Arthropoda; Insecta; Diptera; Muscidae. Gene Ontology annotation, molecular function: aspartic-type endopeptidase activity. The record is from RefSeq and is a predicted model, not a curated record.